Phytophthora sojae is the source of this 984-nucleotide messenger RNA. RefSeq lists its product as hypothetical. The coding region runs from base 1 to 984 and encodes 327 amino acids. NCBI's taxonomy places the organism in Eukaryota, Oomycota, Peronosporomycetes, Peronosporales, Peronosporaceae. The record is from RefSeq and is a predicted model, not a curated record. The transcript has a single exon.
AUGGAAGACGAACUGCAUGGGUUGCAGUCCAAAUGGGCCGAAGAACUCCCAGACUCACGUACGCUGGCCGUCGCGCAACGCUCGGCACGCGAGAAGCACGACGUGGCUCAGACUGAAGCCGCGCAUAAUGAGCUCCAGGAGGUCCUUCUCCAGCAGCAACUGAUGUUCGCGACGCUGCAGUCGGCGCUGCUGCAUGCGCCACUGCAGUCGAUCGGGAGGGAUAUCUUGAAGGCGCUUCAUUUCGACACGCACCUUGGGUGGGAUUCAGAGGAGCGAGAGAAGGCGCUCAUGAGGCACCGCACUCGAUCUCUAGCCACGGUUCCUUUACUUGUGGAUAAACUAGUCCAAGGACCGAUCAGUAAGAAGGUUGCCACGAGGAGGAGCGCGGACGUGGACAAACCCGUGACGCCGCUCUCUCAGAUCGAUAUCACGGGUUGUGGAGACUGUACGCUCAUCUCUAGUGUGUUUAUCUCCGAGAUCCCGCACACCUCGCUGAAGGUGGUGUACGAGGCCAUUUCAAGAUACUUUGAUAACAUUCCGACGUGGAUGAAGCGGCAUUUUGGCGUCGACGCGAAGUGUACGAGACUCAAUAAAGAGGACUCCCCAGCGGUGUAUUGGCGCCUGAAGCUCCAAGGGAGCGGCAUCCCAGCGUCAGUGAAUCACGUGCUCUGCUCGGAGCUGACACAGACCUACGGUAUGUUCCACAUCGACGCUAUCACGGAUGACCCCCUGCAUCCAGUGUCCUCGAAGGACCUGGUGCAGUACGGACUCAACGGGAUCACCAUCACGCCCCGCAAAGAACCGGACUCGGAUAAGGUGGUGUCGGUGACACUGCGCUGGCUCGUAGUCUACCGCUAUAAUCUGUUACCAGACGAUCCGACCAUAAAGGAGGAGCUAGAAGGUAUCCGGCCGAUCCUGAACGGCGACUUGAUCACCUCGGCUGUGUGUGGCUACCUCCAAGAGCAGCAGCAAGCAAGCCCCUAG